This is a messenger RNA of Aedes aegypti (yellow fever mosquito), 6426 nucleotides long. RefSeq lists its product as uncharacterized. The transcript has 8 exons. Gene Ontology annotation, molecular function: metalloendopeptidase activity. Lineage: Eukaryota; Metazoa; Arthropoda; Insecta; Diptera; Culicidae. The record is from RefSeq and is a predicted model, not a curated record. The coding region runs from base 648 to 5567 and encodes 1639 amino acids. Gene Ontology annotation, biological process: membrane protein ectodomain proteolysis.
UUCUGCCAGUCUCCGCUUCAGAUGUGUAGCGUUUGCGUUCGAGUGAGGACGCACCCUAUAGCUGCCAGUCCGGUUGGUCGCGCCGUGUCCCGUGUGUCGUGUAGUGAAUAAAUUAUAGGAAAAGUUGUGUUUUUGUCAUUUAUUUGUAGUGCCACCGUGGUCGCUUUGGUUCAGUUUAAUUUCUGACAUCCGUUUCGGGGCGUUCCGAGGUGAUUCCGGAAGACGGAAAAGAAUCGUUUGGGGAUUGAUGGGGUAUGAGGGGAAGCUCUUUUAGAGUUUCUAGUUAGUUUGAAGCUGUUGUGUUUUUGUUGGCGUUGCAAGGAGAGGUCUUUGAUCGGAGAAGAGGAAGUCAAAGCAAGCGGCGACCGCGGGAUAAGGGAGUUAAACAAGUAACCCAUUCUACGAGGGCCAUGGAAGAAAAGUGAAGAGACCCCCUAAAAAUAAGGCAAAGCAGGCAGUGAAAGAUUGUGUGAUAGUCGAUUUGGUGGGCACACUGAGAAGGGAUCCAAGUGAAGAGCGAGGGUUGCGGGAAGCGAGAAAGUAUAGGGGCAGAGUGCAAAUGCAUUUAGUGCAAGAGCAUAAGCAGUGCAACCAUCAGCAGCAGGGUGUGUGCGUAUGUGCCACUUCUAGUGGAAGAAGAUAAGAUCAUGUUCCGGAGCACGGCGACACGGGUUUCGUCGCCGCCGAUGAAAACAAAGAAAUCCAGCACCGAAAGCAAUAAUAUUACCGGCCACGGCUUCGGGUAUGAUAGAAGCCGAGCGCUCGUUGAUGGCGAAGGCCGCCACGACCGUUGGGUUUCGGGAAUGACGUCGACUGGUGGUCGCUGUUGGCGGCAGUGGUCCGACCCUGAAGCAUCGCUAUUGGAUGAGCCCCCAAUUGUAGCAGUAGGCCAGUGCAGUCGCCAGGCGACAGAACGACGGCGGCCAGAAUCAGUGGCAGAUAGUAGGCCACUACAGCGAAGACGACGACAUCGGGGACUGCUGCUGUGGCGACCAAGUGGUGGCAAACAUGCUUUCGGCUCGCUGAUCCAUGUGUUAGUGUUUACAGUAGUAUUUAUUGAUCUAUUUAAUUUGAGUGCAUCGUCAUCGAUUCUUCGGGCGAGCGAUUUGGAUCUAGAUGCGGCCACAGCAGCAGCAGAUCAGAUUUAUGGAAGAGAUGACAAUCGACUUCAUCCAUCCAAAGAAUUCUCGCGAUUCAGCAGAAUCCAACCGCGACUGGUUCACGGUCGCCAUAAACGUUCACUAACGAGCACCCGUGAAGAGAACGGGCUUCACGCGUCGCACCUAACGCUAACCUAUAGGCUAAGUCAAGAAGAUGUGAUAUUAGAUUUACAACUAAACGAACAGCUGGUCCCGCGGGGCCACUUUCUCCGUUAUCAACUGCCGAACGGGGCCGGUAAGGCCGUCGAGCGGUACAAUCGUACCGACCAGGUGGAACUGUGCCACUAUAGGGGUAAAAUUCGAAACAACCCGGAGUCCAGCGUGGCCCUGUCGACCUGCCGUGGAGUCCGCGGAGUGGUUUACGAUGGGCACGAAACGUACUAUAUCGAAAGCGAUGCUCCGGUCGAUGGGGACUCGAGCAGUAUAGACCUCGCAGAUCACUACAUCUAUCGACAUUCGGAUCUACUAACGCAUGGGAAAUGUGGCUACGAAGGGGGCGCCAAUCACACCCACGAUCCGGAUCUACAUCGGGAGUCGGAGUUCCAGCGGCUGUCGAGGCACAAGCGAGCCGCACCCGGCAAAUCCUCCUCCCCCAUCCGGGGCCCGUACAAUGCCAACAAGCAUUCGAGCUACGUCGAGCUGGUGAUCGUCAUCGACAACAAGAUGUUCAAGAGCAUGAAGGAAAAUUUUAAAGUCGUGCAGCAGUACUGCAAGGAUAUCACCAACAUCAUCAACGCCCUAUACGAACCGCUCAACAUCUUCAUCGGUCUGGUCGGAGUGGUGAUCUGGAACGAAGCGAACGAAAUUGAACUGUCCAGCGAUGGGGAGAUCACGCUAAAGAACUUCCUGCACUACCGCAAGAAGGUGCUGUUCAAGGAUCAUCCGAACGACAAUGCGCAGCUCUUUACGAAGGAGCACUUUGAAGGUGGUGUAGUGGGGAAGGCGCUCAAGGGACCUAUUUGUACGUACGAGUUCAGUGGAGGCGUGGAGAUGUAUCACAGCGAGGUGAUCGGGGUGCAGGCUACUACGGUGGCGCACGAGAUGGGUCACAACUUCGGAAUGGAGCACGAUACGCCGGAUUGUCAGUGCGAAGACGAGAGGUGCAUUAUGUCUGCUUCAAGUUCUUCGAUCGCGCCAAAACACUGGAGCAGUUGUAGCAUCGAUCAGCUGAACUUGGCGUUCCACCAUGGGAUGAACUACUGUUUGAAGAAUAAGCCGACGCAGCUUUUUGAUUCUCCAGUUUGUGGGAACGGUUUUGUGGAACCUGGUGAACAGUGCGACUGUGGAUUGCCGGAUCAUUGCGAGAAUUCUUGCUGCAAUCCGAGGACAUGUAUGCUGCAUUCUAAUGCGUCCUGUGCAACGGGAGAGUGUUGUGACCUGGACACUUGCAAACCGAAGCCGGGUGGAACGGUUUGUCGGGAAGCGGAAGGAGAGUGCGACUUGCCGGAGUAUUGCUCCGGGGAAUCGGAGUACUGCCCGAACGAUGUCUUCAAGAGAGAUACAGAGGUUUGCGACGAUGGGAAGGCGUUCUGUUACAAGGGAUCGUGCAGGUCGCAGAACGAUCAGUGUCGUUUACUAUGGGGUCCAACGGGGAAGUCUUCGGAGCAGUGCUACAAGAAAAAUGAGGAAGGAACGAGGCACGGCAACUGUGGCUACAAUCGAGUGAAGAACGAGUACGUCAAGUGUGACGAAGGCGACGUGUACUGCGGUAUGCUGCACUGUCGGCAUUUGAACGAGCGACUGGAGUUCGGAAUGGAGUCGGUGGCGAUUCUGUCGCACAGCUUCAUGACCUACAACGGGAGCGUGAUUCCAUGUCGGUCGGCGAUCGUGGAUUUGGGUCUGCAGAAGGUCGACCCAGGGUUGGCCCCAGAUGGAGCAAAGUGCGGCGAGGGGAAGAUGUGCCUGAACCAGGUGUGCAUGGCCGUGGAAAGUCUUCGAGCGCAAGGCAGUGGCGUGGAGUGUCCGGAGAAUUGCAACGGGAACGGUAUCUGCAAUAGCGAAGGACACUGCCAUUGCAACAAGGGCUUCGGACCGCCGUUGUGCAACAGUCCCGGAAACGGAGGCUCAGAAGACAGUGGGCCGGCAUCGGAUCCAAAUGCUGGCAGCGGCUUCACACGGUUCCUGUACAUCUUCUUCUGUGGAGUGGUCCCAACCUGCGCCAUCUUCGCCUUCGUGGUGUACUACUGUCGGCAGGACCACGGCGGAAGCGCCAAGAAGCCUCGCAAGCCACCAUCCGUGUCUACCAACAAUAUGAAGAGCGACUCGUCGCGAAGUACCGGAUCUACGCACACGAUGGUUCCUUCGUCGCCCAACUCUCCGGACGACAUGAACUCAGCUUUGUUGAGGCCAUCGAACGACGUAGACUUCAUCAGUAACAACAAUAUGUUCGGUAAAUUCAAAGGCUUCACCUUAAAACCCCUUCCCGAGCCAGGAGCCACCCUCAAGUCCCCCAAUGUAGCGUUUGUCCACCCGGUUUCAAAGUACAGUGAAGACACGAGCAGUACCGUCCCUAGUAGACCAGCUCCCCCUGCUCCAAAGUUUAAGCCAGCUGUCCCCGCGCACACGGUUCAGAUCGGUAACAGCACCUACAAUAAACCGGCAGGAAUCCAUCAGAUCAACGGGUACAAACUGGCCAACCACGAGCACCAAAUGGAGAGUGCUCCAGCACUACCUCCUCUGAACCCUGGUUCUACGGCGCGUCCCAUCAUUUCCAGCCCCAUUCUCGAAUCGUCCACCAACACCUCCAGAGAAAUUAACACCGGAACCGCAAAAAUUCCCAUCCGACCUGCUCCGGUCUUACCCCCGGUACAAAGCAACCCCGGUGGGUCCGAAGAGAACAUGGUUCCGGAGAUCCUCAUCAAUCCAACCAGCAAAGACAAAAAGUCCAAGGAAGGCAAACUGAAUCGCAUCACCUCCUACCUAAAGAAGGACGAAAAAGUCCCUAAAGCUGAACCCAAGAACAUCAAGAUCGUCGAUAAAGAGAAGCUUAAAAACCUGGAAAUAUCCGCCCCGAUUCCCAUAGCUUCCGAUUUAGCCAAAAGUAUGCCCAAAUUGAACGAAACCGAGUCGGUGCUGGGUCCAGGCUCUGCAACUGUUCAACGUGCCAAGAGCAUGAGGGAUCCUGAAGCGAAAGAAAAACGCGUUCCUGGAGAUGGGCAGGCCGCCACCGAGUCUCCACGAAAACCUUCGACCCUGAAGCGUCCUCAGAGUAUGGUCGGAUCACGUCCUACUAUGCCUCCGCCGCGGCCUCCUGUCCCGCCAGCACCCACGAUCAAUGAAGUUAAAAUGCCAAAAACUUACGGCUACCAGAAACCGGGCCCUCCGAAGACGGUAACAAUCGUUGCCCCACGAAACGACUACGAUGACUGCCAAGAUGUGGAAGACUCCAUCAUCACUGCAACCUCAAACGGAUCUUCGUCUGCCCUGGGGCACGACAACAUCUACUCGGUGAUCGACGAGUCUCCAUCACCUCCGAGCAUUAUGUCGCCUCAGGCUACCCUCUCAUCGGGGAGUUCCGACAGUAUGGGACUUCUUGGAGAGAUCGUUAACGAGAUCGAAAGCCGCGGAAGCGAUUCAGUGUACAUAGCUUCAACGUUGAAAAGGGACGGAGGUGCCCGCAAGAACUCCCAGGCCCCUAUGGCUGAAGAGGAGGACGACGAACCCACGUACGUCAACACAUCGGAGAUUCAGGACGAUGAAGACGCGGCGGGAGACCCUACGGACGAAGACGACGAGCCGUACCCUGCCAACCUCAAGUCCAGUGUCAGCACCACGUCCAGUGGCUAUCUGCGGCCGUCAGCAAUCAACGCCCCGAUCGCACGGGUGGCGCCAUCAAAGCCAGAAAGUGUUUCAACUAAUUUAAGUAGCUUUAGAAAUGGUAACUCUAACGUCCUAAGCACUCUACAGUUUGAAGGCCCUGUCGAGUCCAGCAAGCCUCCAGCGUCAACUAAAAAGUCCACGACAACAACAGCUCCCUACAAGCCUUAUCACAGUUCCGUCAGCAACAACCGCCCAGGAUCUGUCGUGGCAGCCACCAAGUCCAAGAUCAACCAAGAAAAACUCACAAACGGCGGUAGCAGCUCUUUCACGGCACCGAAGCUGAACCGCAAUCCAACACCGCCCAGCAUCACUGCGACCACCAACGGUAGUCGAAAACCAACCAGCAAUUCAUCGAUCCGAACGCGAAGUCCUUCGCCAAAGGGCCGAAUUGCAAAUGGCGGAGUCACAGCGGCCAAGACUUCCGCCUCCACAGCGCAGAAACCUAAAACUCCAGCCAAGCCGGAGAGCGUCGUCAAGCCGAAGAUCUCAUCCACCAACAGCAAAAUUCUGACGGCGGCCGCUCGAUCCGGUCCCGGAAAGUCUUCUAACGUGGCGUCGUUGCAGCAGAAAUUCGAAACGAAAAAGUAGAAGGCUGCAUAACCUCGCGCCAUCUCUACUUAGAAGCCCCGUACUAGAAAAAAACGCAUAAUAUCAGCCGUUUCAUAUUAUGUUAAUAUGAAAAAGAGAAUGCGGUUCAAAUGUCCCGCGCUUCGUUCCGUUUUCCGAGACUAAGAAUUAUAACAAUCAAAAUCACCGAUGUGAAACAUAGUAGGAUAAUAGAGUUCACGCGCAAUAGAUCGUUUUCGGUUUUUACAAAACGUUACAAAGGUUAUUAGAUAUUCGAUAAGCAAGUGUUGUCAGUAAUCCUGUACGGCUUGAUCUCUAUCCGCCAGAACUCCUUCCCCCAGUUUUCCAGUUCUAUUGUUUCUUGCUGCUCUUUUCUCCCCUACCCGUGUCGCAGUUAGAGAGCAGAUAAAAAAACGAGACAAGUCCGUCGUAGUUCAGAAUCUCAUUCGUUUGUAAAUAGUAACCAAAGAAAGAAAGUGAAACUGUUAUAUGGAAAAUAAUGGAGGAAGUAAACCGACCAAGAGUUGGAUUGGAAAUUGGAUUUUGAGACCAUUAUCACAGCCAAGACAAACGAGGCGAAAAAUGAUACGAAUUUGAAACGUUCGAAAACGAAUCAAAACCAAGGUUGAGAAGAGGACAUAACGAUCAUAAAUGAUUUUUAGAGGAUUGAGUGUAAGCUGAUUACUAGGAUUUGCAUAUUAAUCAAUUGUAAAAUGAUAGAAGGAGAGCCCCGCAGAAGGAGUGGGUAAUCAUCCAGCAUACUAUUUGUGUAAAGUGAAACUGCUUUUUAUAUAGGUGAUCAAAUAAACAAUUGUCAUCGAGAGAAGGAGAGAAAGAGAGAAUACAACUCUAACGAAAUAAAGUCUUUUAUAAUAUUAAA